UAUUAUUACAAAAAAUGCAAAAUAAGAGACGGGAUGACUUGUUAAAGAAAUCUAUUCGCGAAGCUCUAAACCCAUCAUCUUUUGAUGAUCCAAUGGAGGAAGAUGCUGUCGAAGAAGCAGUAACAGAUGAUGACGAAGUUGAAUUGGAAGAUGAAAGUAAGAAGUCUACCGAAUCUUUAGAAAAUGAUGAAGAAGAAUAUGAUAAAAAAUCAAAAGUUCGUGGCAAAGGAAUCAAAAAAGAAAAAGGGCAUACAGCUUCAAAAGCUGGAGAACGUCAAACAAAAACUUCAAGGAGCACUAAAUCAAAGAGAAAGGCUCAUGAUUAUUCUUCAGGAGAAGAAGUAGUAAGCCGUAGUGGAAAAGGCAUAAAGAAACGUAGAGCCACCGAAGAUAAACUUUCCAAACGUAAAAGGAAAUUUGCAUCUCUAUCAUAUACUGAUGAUGAUGAGGCAGAACAAAUGGAUGUGGAUGAACCUAGGGCUAAAGUGGAUGCCAAAAAGAAACAGGAACGUCGUCAGAAUUCAAAGAAAGAUAGAG
This is a messenger RNA of Scutellospora calospora, 537 nucleotides long. NCBI's taxonomy places the organism in Eukaryota, Fungi, Glomeromycota, Glomeromycetes, Diversisporales, Gigasporaceae. The record is from the annotation of a GenBank genome assembly.